Messenger RNA from Meloidogyne enterolobii, 867 nucleotides. The record is from the annotation of a GenBank genome assembly. NCBI's taxonomy places the organism in Eukaryota, Metazoa, Nematoda, Chromadorea, Rhabditida, Meloidogynidae.
AUGAAGAUAUGUGCUUACAAUAAUAAUAAAACAGUUAAUAAUAAUUAUGAACGUAAAAGACAUUCAAAAAAUAGAAAAAGGCCACGACAAUUAAAUAAUAAUGAAGAUAAUGAGGAAUAUAAUCAACAAAAAGAAAAAUAUUUUGGAAAAGAAUAUCAAAAUAAUAAUAUUCUUUAUAUUGUUGCUAAGGCAUUUUUACCUUUAGAAGAAAGUAAUAAAGAAGAUAAACAAAAUUUUGGAAAAGUUGAAAAUUAUGAAAUUAUUGAGGCAGUUACUGAACCAAUUAAAUGUGUUCAUCAAGUCGGCAACCCAGAUAUUUUAAAAAUAUCACUAGAAUCAUGUCCUUCUAAUGGAGGCCAAGAACUUUUUAUUAUUGGAAGAAAUUUUGAUCCAAAAGAUACAAAUGUUUUAUUCAGAGAAUAUAAAAAUGAUGGUUCACUUGGCUGGACAGCAAAAGCUUUAAUUGAUAAACGAUUUUUACAUCAAUGUUAUAUUGUGUGUACAAUUCCCCCUUAUCGAAGUAAUUGUCGAGGGGCUACUGUUUCUUUGACUGUUGUUUGUGGGUCUAAACAAAGCCAUCCAAUUAAUUUUUUAUACACAACUUGUGUUGAGGAUGAUGAUUGGCGACCACCAGAUUGCUCUUUUUCUUCAAAUGCCGAAUGCUCCUCUUCCUCUCAAUUAACAUGGUCUUCUUCUAUUGCUGUUCCACACCAACAAGAAACUCAAAAUUAUUUUUAUGAUGAAACACAAAAACAACAAUUAUUUAAUAAUUCUUUUCAAAAUGAAAAUUAUUUAAACAAAAACAACUUUGAUAUUCAUCCAUUUAUUUUUAAUAGUUCAAGUAGAACUUCUAUUAAUCAACAAUAA